This is a messenger RNA of Peniophora sp. CBMAI 1063, 1008 nucleotides long. Lineage: Eukaryota; Fungi; Basidiomycota; Agaricomycetes; Russulales; Peniophoraceae. The record is from the annotation of a GenBank genome assembly.
AUGGAACCAGCUUCUCGACAAGACUCCCGGUCGUCGUCGGCAGAUCCGGACACCAUCUGCACUCUGUCGCCUCUCGAAUCGGUCACGAUCUCCUCGCUAUCCUCGGUUUUGUCUGAAGAGGACGACGCGAUGGAUAGUAUCGCCUCACCUUUGCCUGCAGUACCUUCUCUAUGGGUUGAGAAACAUCGGCUAUACUACUUUGAAGAAGCCAAUGUACAAAUUCUGGUAGGAAGGUCUGCUGCGUAUGUCACACCAGCGCUGACGCACGUCGUACUGAUCCACUAUGUCUUGUACAACGUCCCUCGCACUGUUCUCACUCUUCAUUCCCCGUGGUUUCGCGAGCGACUCGAACAGCCCGCACAGCCUCUUCCGCCGGGCUGGAUCGUACACACAUCAUCAUCCGGGGACGACAUCUAUAUCAAUCACCGGCUUGAAGUCGUACAGGCCCAACGCCCGGACGCAUCGCUGGUGGAGUCAUUUCCAGAGGCAUACUUCAUCUUCGACGUGUCAGCCUUCGAGUUCGACGCGCUACUGGCGAUACUCUUGCCUGGCAACUAUAACCAUCGUGCGCUCGACAAAGAGCAAUGGGUGGCAGUUCUGAAGCUCUCGACCCUUUGGCGCUUCUCAUCUGUGCGAUCGCUUGCUCUACGCUACUUGACCCCUUUGCUCGCCCAUGCGCCGUUGGAGCGGCUCGUCAUAGCACGAGCGUAUGGAGUGGACAGUUGGGUGGACAGUGCCAUCCAAGAUCUUCAGUUGCGCGAUACGCCGUUAUGUAGUGACGAGGUGGGGCAGUUGGCACGGGCGGACGUCGUGCUCAUCGCACGCGCGCGGGAGCGGCACGCCGAGCAGCGCGGCAAGCUGAGCUGCGUGGAGGACCUGCGCCGAUAUCCGUACUUCACCGAAGCGUUCAAGGCAAAGGACGUUACUGAUCAGGAAACAGCACGCCGACAAGCGAAAUACUGUGACUUUCAACCUGACCGGCAUACAGCCCUUUGCAUAAGUCCGUGA